Canariomyces notabilis is the source of this 2083-nucleotide messenger RNA. RefSeq names its product carbohydrate-binding module family 18 protein. NCBI's taxonomy places the organism in Eukaryota, Fungi, Ascomycota, Sordariomycetes, Sordariales, Chaetomiaceae. Gene Ontology annotation, molecular function: chitin binding. The record is from RefSeq and is a predicted model, not a curated record. The transcript is spliced from 2 exons. The coding region runs from base 406 to 1719 and encodes 437 amino acids.
AGCGGUUUUACCACUGUGGCGUCCUAUAUUAUCACAUCUUAAGUCUGUUGAGACUGGAGACAUUCACGGCACCUAGCAGUCAUGAAAAGCCCACAGGCUGCAAUUUUCGGAACUUUAUUGACGUGCAACCGGCAAUAUCAACGAUCGGUGAAAAUACCCCUGAGAAUGUCAAAAUGUGGCCGGCAGAAGCUGCCGAGCAGCCUCAGGGCUGGUUUGCGGAAGCACUCAUUCUACGACGGUUAAUCGGAACUUACUAACAUCGAAAUCAUGUCCACCGGGAUUAACACUUCCACAGUACCUACUACUAAGCUCAUGCAAUCAACGUAAAAACGGCGUGGCCGCCCACCCUGAUGGAUUGGAGCUUUGCCGGUCCGAGGGACAGAAUCAGGAACCAGGGCUUCCAAGAUGCUUCGCUCAGUUCUUACUCUUGCAGUCGCUGCGUUGCUAGGGCCUGCUCUAGCCCAACUGGACGUCUCCCCUGACGGAACUUGCGGUGACUUCAGUGGCUAUUCCUGCCUAGGAUCGUCAUAUGGCAACUGCUGCUCAGAAAACGGAUGGUGUGGUCCUUCGGACUCACAUUGUGGCUCGGGGUGUCAGUCGAGCUUUGGGCUCUGCGGCAAUGGAGUUGGCGGCAUUGGGCUCUCUGACAUCCUUACGACGACCAAUCCGCCGGGACAGUCUCAGCUCAUCUCAACCAUAUUUGUUACCGAGACGAGGUGGACUGUUCAGCCCCUGCCCAUUACGACUACGAUUCGAACAACCGAGACUCAAAGCACUCUUGUCACUGCAACGUCUACGGCUGUUCAGACGCUCAUCUCGACCCUUACUCACUCGGCAACUGUUACCUCUUACGACACAGUGAAUGUUACCAGACAGACAACAGCAACGGCCAUCACGACAAUCCCUACAACAGCUACCUCCUACAACACCAUCAAUGUUACGAGACAAAUCACUGCAACUACCUUCGUGACAGCGCCCACAACGGUCACCUCCUUUACUACGGUUGACGUGACAAGAUACUUCAACACCACCUCAACAUUGACGGCACCGAUAAUAGUCACUUCCCUUACCACCGUGGACGUGACGAGAUACUUCAACAUCACUUCGACAUUAACCACACCCACAACAGUCACCUCGUUCCACACUGUGAAUGUGACAAGCUACAUCAAUAGCACCUCCACGGCGACCACGACCACCACCCGGACACUGACCGCGACCCUCACUCAGGCCUUCACCUCCACCGCGACAGCCACACUCACCGUGAACGCAACCAGCUUCACCACUGACGUCCGGACCGUGACAUCCCACGUCCAAGUCACGGUACCCGUGUUGGCAACCAGCACAUUCUACACUACGCAAACUGCGCUGGUGACCGCGACAACGCUAACAACCGCCACACGGAAUGUCACGCGGGAGGUGGACACCACAACCAUACUGACUUUGCCUUCUACCGCUCUUCAAACCAUGACGGCAACGGAGACGGCGAGAACAACAACAGUAAUCAACACCACGUCCACGGCGACAGUAACAACUACUAGCACCGCCACAGCAACUGUGACAGUCACACAGACAGUCCAGCCUGGAACAGUCCAGACGCAACCACCAACCAUGACCCCGACCUCUGCUUCCUCGAGUGUGACAAGCCUGAGCACGCAGCGAGAGAGCUCACCUGCUAGUACUAGUACGGGAAUCACAUCGGCGUUGUCUGAUAGCGUGUAACGGUCUCCUAGGAUGUUCGGGUGUGGGAUAAACGAAGAGGUCUUGUGAUUCAAGAUGCGGGAGCGUUCAAGUUAGGCCUGAUGGUUGGGGAAUAGGGGGCCAGGACAAUACAAGAAUGGUGGUGAUCUGACAAAAUUGACGUUCGUGGGCUUGAGAGUGGAGGAAGAAAAGGCAAUGGAACAGAGGUUCAAUCCGUCUGCACUGUACGGAGCACAAAAGGGGGAAAGCAUGAAAAUUGAGCUACAAUCGCGAGAUCACUGCAGAAGCCGUGUCAUUACCCGGUGACUAAAGUCAUAGCGAUGAGUGCAGGUUCUCUGCCAGUGAAGGCCACUAGCAGGCCUAAUGAGCGCAUGAAAAAAGGGGU